Rubroshorea leprosula is the source of this 630-nucleotide messenger RNA. The record is from the annotation of a GenBank genome assembly. Lineage: Eukaryota; Viridiplantae; Streptophyta; Magnoliopsida; Malvales; Dipterocarpaceae.
CUCUUCGUUUUCAAUCUCCAAGAAUCGGUUGAGAUCGGAUUCAGAUGGCGACGUCGAGACAGUUGCAUGUCCUCUAAUCUCAACCAGGGAACAAGAUCUGCGUCGACUGUGCCCAAAAGAAUCUGCAAUGGGCUUCAGUCUCCUAUGGCAUCUUCAUGUGUUUGGAGUGCUCCGGCAAGCACCGUGGUCCCGACGUCUAUAUUUCUUUCGUCAGGUCUGUUACCACGGACUCUUGGUUUCGAUGGAGGUGAAGCAGGAAGACCAGGUUGCUUUGGCUGUCGUUGCUCACGAAGGAGAUGAGGUGGUGCCCGGCGGGUGGAACGGGUUCGGCGGUUGGCGCGGGUCGAACGGGUUUGGACGGGCCAACUCUCAAAACGGGCCGAAGCAUGCACUCGGCUCGUUUUUUAGCCCGGGUCCGGUUGAACCGGUCCAACCGAUCGGGCCGGGCCGGGUUUUAAAAUAAUGCUUGCAGGUAUAAACCAACAAAUCAUUUAAAAGAGUUGGCAUAUCACAAGUAACUGACAAUCCCGGUCUGGUUGGAACAUUAGCAAGAGCAAGUGGGUUCACUUGAGUCCUGCACAAGCCAUCUAUCACAAUUUAUCAUAAGCUUAAUAAGUGGUAGCUUUUGGG